Molecule: messenger RNA, 1301 nt
Organism: Ostrinia furnacalis (Asian corn borer)
Lineage: Eukaryota; Metazoa; Arthropoda; Insecta; Lepidoptera; Crambidae
Gene: AQP
Product: aquaporin
Exons: 7
Coding region: 1-1005 (334 amino acids)
Cellular component (GO): cytoplasm
Molecular function (GO): channel activity
Source: RefSeq, a predicted model, not a curated record
AUGUUCUCCGCAGAGUACGGCGAUAGGCGCACUGUAAUAAUUGCUCCGCUAGAAGUCGACGCGGUCCGCGAGAAGAAGGUCGUAAACAAAGUGACAUUCGCCCCCCUAGUGGUAUCGACGCUAUUCAUCCUCUUAACAUCUCUGCUCGCGCACUGCGCGCGAAGAUUAGUGCAGAAGGUCAUCAAGGAACCUUUUAUAAAGCUACUUCUAGAAGAGUGUAUAGCCGCUGCAGAAUUAUGCGGGUGCUGCUUUGAACUAAUUAUUGUUGCGGAUAACUUCGGAGUCGGGACAUACGCAAUCUUCCUCUUCGCGCUCACGAUCUGGUGGUCGCUCAACUGGGGCGACGCCACUGCCUGCCCUUACACCCACAUCGAGGAUGUCAUCGAAGGCAAAGGCGACGUCCGAAAAGCGCUUCUCAAGACAUGGGCCGAGCUGACCGGUGGUCUAUUGGUGUUCAAGUACGUGCAGAUGUACUGGGCCCUCGAGAUCUCCGACACUCAUAAGGACAAGGCAUUCGAAGACUGCAAGGCUGAUUUGCAGGUGCCAGUGCUCUACGGCGCUGUCGUCGAAGGUGUGGCCACAUGCAUGUGCAGGCUGGCUUCAAAGGCACUGGGAGACCUCAACCCCCGCUUCGCGACCGCCAUAGAUUCCUUCAUUGGAACCUCCUUGGUGGUGGCUGGGGUCCUCACUAGGCACAAGGUAUUCGUCUACCGAUAUCAGGACAAUAGUGCCAAUGCGGACCUAAGUGUGUCGAUCUUUUGCAAAGUCCAUUUAGGAAAAGCGUUCGAUUACUCCGGGGGGUAUUUCAACCCAGUGCUCGCCACGUCUCUGAAAGCUGGCUGCGAGGGUCACACCAUGUUAGAGCAUGCAGUCGUUUACUGGAUAGGGGCAUGUGCAGGAUCCAUCCUGUCAGUUUAUAUGUACAAACUACCAGUAGUCCAGAAAUUCAUUAAGGGCCCAAGCGAAGCUAACGGUGACAGCAUCUGGGCUGACAAGGAGGAUUAAUAUUUCUCAACGCUUUUUAAGAUUUUCUUACAUAUUCCACUUUCUUGUGUAGUCUAUUGAACUGUCUGAAAUUAGUUCUGAUAUCGAAAAAAUACCCAUUUAAAUCAUAAUUUGGAAUUUUGUAAUUUAAUGCCUAAACUAAAUCUUAAGAAGUCCCGAAGACUACAAAGAAUAUUACAAUAAUAAUAAUGCUACAAAGUGAUACCUAAUCUAGUCAAUUAUAAUAAUAAAAGCUUGUUCAAUGAGAUCCAUAUAAAUAACUUUGUUUGUAUACGAGUGAAAAUUCCUUGAGAGAG